GGGGAGGGGGCGCGGCUGGGCGGGGGCUGCCGGGAAGGCUCCUGGGUUCCUGGUCGCGCCGCAGUUGCCGAGGGAGGCCCGGCACCGACCAGGCCCAGGCAGCCGGGCCUGAACGGGCUGCGCGGCGCGGCCGCGAACGGGGGCUGGGGUCGCCAUCGAUGUGCAGGGGUCGGAGCCCAGACUUUGGGGGACAUUUUAAAGCACAGCGUGGGAAGGGGAGGCUGCAGGCGCGCUGGCAGACUUGGGGCUGGAGGAGCCCAGCCGCGGGGCUGGGGGUCGGGGUAGGGAGAUAUAGGAAGGGCCCUUCCCUGUCGCCCACCCUCUUGCCACUCCCAGCUAGGCAGGAGGUCAUGUCCUCUGAGAUCCUGAGAAGGUGGCUGCAGCCCUUUGGACCUCCGGGGGAGGCAGUGAUAAUUAGCCUCCUCCUCCCAUCAUGUUCCGAGGAUGGGAGAAAGGAUGGUGACAGCACUGGAGGCCUGGGGUGCUCUGCCGGGCUGCGCAGUAUAUCCCCAUUAAAGACUGUCUGGCUUACUGAAAAAGGCUGGCCCUGGAAUCAAAGAAGAUCCCGGCUCCUUCCCCCUCUGCCCUUAUUUUUGACCUUGGGCAGUGCCUUCCACGUUUGUUGUGAGAAGCCAGAGAAAAAAAUCAGAGCUCACCUUUUAUUAAAGUACCUGAUGUACCCUAAGCUCCUUGGACCGCCCCAGUGACCCCUGGAGCCACAGGAGGGUGUCCAGAAGCCACAAGCUAUGGCUGUGGGGAACAUCAACGAGCUGCCGGAGAACAUCCUGCUGGAGCUGUUCACGCACGUGCCCGCCCGCCAGCUGCUGCUGAACUGCCGCCUGGUCUGCAGCCUCUGGCGGGACCUCAUCGACCUGGUGACCCUCUGGAAGCGCAAGUGCCUGCGAGAGGGCUUCAUCACCGAGGACUGGGACCAGCCCGUGGCCGACUGGAAGAUCUUCUACUUCCUACGAAGCCUGCAUAGGAACCUCCUGCACAACCCGUGUGCUGAAGAGGGGUUCGAGUUCUGGAGCCUGGAUGUGAAUGGAGGCGAUGAGUGGAAGGUGGAGGAUCUCUCUCGAGACCAGAGGAAGGAAUUCCCCAAUGACCAGGUUCGCAGCCAGGCCAGAUUGCGGGUCCAAGUACCAGCUGUGCGUUCAGCUCCUGUCGUCCGCGCACGCGCCUCUGGGGACCUUCCAGCCAGACCCGGCAACCAUCCAGCAGAAGAGCGAUGCCAAGUGGAGGGAGGUCUCCCACACAUUCUCCAACUACCCGCCCGGCGUCCGCUACAUCUGGUUUCAGCACGGCGGCGUGGACACUCAUUACUGGGCCGGCUGGUACGGCCCGAGGGUCACCAACAGCAGCAUCACCAUCGGGCCCCCGCUGCCCUGACGCCCCCUGAGCCCCCAUCUGCUGAACCCUGACUGGUAAACAACUGCUGUCAGAAAACGGCUGGGCUUGGGAAGGGGAGGUGGAGGCCAGGCAUCCCCAGACCUCUGACCCUUGCCCCCAGCUGCCUCUUCUUUGUGGAGCCUCUCGGCGUGGGCAGCCCUCACAUGCUGGGGUGGGGGCCAGCUCUCCCCAAAAGGUCUUGACCUGAACGAUGGGUGAGGAAGCCUGCAUGGGCCCUUUUCAGAGCACCUGAGAGGUGGGAGGUGCGGCGUGUUCCCCCGGGCCCCUCAGAAAGUCGAGCUUGGAGGCCAGCCUGGAUCUGUCUCUCCCUUCCCCUCCUGGGACCAUUCUACCUGUGUUCUUUGACCCUCAGAGCAGGGACAGGCAAGACAUCUGGCAAGCUUGCAGCUGCCCUGAUGGUGCAGGGAGGUGACCGUGUAACUCAGACCAGUCUGGGAAGUGGAGGGUGGGCUCAUGGGCCAUGCUCUGCCCCUGUCUGCUGCUCCCAGUCUCUUUACUCUGCCUGCCUGCUCAGAAGAGGUGGCUUUGGCCCAGAGGCUCAGGCCCGGUCUGAGAUGGGCAGACCCAGGGUGGAGUGGGGUCCAGGUCAGGUGUGGACUGUCCUCACUAUCAAUAGAGCCCCAGAAGCUAGAUGGGUGCCAGGUGGGGGUCAGGUUCCCAGAGGACUGAGGGAAUCCUGCACAGGAUGUCCCAGGGUAGGUGGGGAGCAGGAUUGGGACCUGCUCUGACAGCUGGACACGUGAGCCCUGGAUGAGUGUGGUAGGGUGUUUGAAGGAUCCCCUGCCCACCUCCCAAAUCCAGGCCAGACCCCCUCUGGCUUGGAGAGCACUCCAAGCCCCCACCUCACCCCUAGAACUGCCAUUCCCAAGACCUCUGUCUCCCACCCAGCCACCCUUGGAACUUGCCUCUUGUCCUGCUGGAAGGACAGCAGUGUUCUCCCGACCUCGCCCUACUGCAUGCAGUCAAAUAAAAGGUGUGCCCAGCCUAA
This is a messenger RNA of Rhinopithecus roxellana (golden snub-nosed monkey), 2398 nucleotides long. It is a transcript of the gene FBXO44, whose product is annotated as F-box protein 44. Gene Ontology annotation, biological process: glycoprotein catabolic process; SCF-dependent proteasomal ubiquitin-dependent protein catabolic process. The record is from RefSeq and is a predicted model, not a curated record. Gene Ontology annotation, cellular component: SCF ubiquitin ligase complex; cytoplasm. The transcript has 5 exons. The coding region runs from base 747 to 1421 and encodes 224 amino acids. NCBI's taxonomy places the organism in Eukaryota, Metazoa, Chordata, Mammalia, Primates, Cercopithecidae. Gene Ontology annotation, molecular function: ubiquitin protein ligase activity; protein binding.